Molecule: messenger RNA, 1496 nt
Organism: Helicoverpa armigera (cotton bollworm)
Lineage: Eukaryota; Metazoa; Arthropoda; Insecta; Lepidoptera; Noctuidae
Exons: 2
Coding region: 148-1482 (444 amino acids)
Source: RefSeq, a predicted model, not a curated record
GUGACUCGGAGGCAGACGCACGUCAAGUUUUUGAGCCCUUUAUUUGUUCAAAAACAUUACUUUUAGUGCUUUAUUUUGUGUAAUAACUAUCAGAAAGGAACUCGUAAGGAAGCUUUGUAAUAACUUAUUAAGAGUAAACUAUUCAACAUGUUAUCCGAGGAAGAAACUAAUAAAAUAUGUGAUAAACUCCGGAUUGCCCGAAAUAUUGCACAAAGGAUUUAUAAAACUCCUGCUGUUUCUUCCAAAGAGCCUGAGGAAUUAUCCAAGCUAGUUAGCUUAUACACUGGAGUUAAGGAGACAAUUAUUAAUGACAUACUGACAAAAAAUAAUAAGAAAUCAAGCAAACCAUUUUCCUAUUGGUGCAAGCAUAAUCAUAUGAAGAAUGAUAACUUGACACCUCGUCUAUCGUUCCUGAAAAUGAGGAGGAUAAUAUUUAACCAAUACGUGAACAGACUAAAGGUCCCCACAAAAAGAUCAAUAAUUGAAGAAGUAAGAAAUCUUAACUCUCAGCUGUACCAGGAAGGAUAUCAAUGCCUUGAUGAAGACUUGGUCAAUUUAGGCUUCAUGUGGAAGCGGCUACCUAAAGUCAAUAGAUAUAUACUCCUUGAAAAUACCGAACAGUUUUACAACAGAAUGAAAUACUUGCAGCAGAUGAAAGAAUACAGAGCUGCAAAUAGAGUGAUAGUGCAUUUGGAGCGGACUCUUUCAUACUUCUUUGAUUCAGACAGGAUUCUGGUAGCAUCUCCGCAGGUGGGUAUGAUCGAUAUAUACUUGCCUCCAAAAGGGCUACGUAUGGAACAUUGGCUGCUAAAUAAACUUCAUCUAAUACCACCGAAAUCGGUUAUUGUAAUAGAAACAUCGAAUAGAGCAGCAAUGGAUAUAGAACAGUUAAACCACUGCAAGUUACCUAAUGCGCAUAGUCAUAAAGAUGAAAUGAUCCAGUGGUUACAAGCUAACGAUAUUCCUUGCGAUGCUACAAUGCACCGACAACAAUUAUUCUCUUUAGUUCAAAAAUACAAAGUGCAUUGCAAACCCAAGUACAGAUUCUGUGAAUUCUUGAAAACGGCUGGACACGAUGUGGUUCUUCGACCUCCUGAAUUAGCUGAGACAAAAUACUUCAGUGAUACCCUGAACGAUUUCUAUGUUCAGAACUAUUUACAACCCUCCCAGUCAACUUUGGUGGCUCAUAUGAAUUUGAAUGAAGACUUUUGGUUAGAUGCAGACCGAAAAAUGGCGGUAAUUGAGAAUAAUAUUUACAAUGAAGACCAGAAAUUGGAAUUGGUUAUAGAGAAGCUUAUGGAAAAUUUGGGAAGUGGUUCUGUAGAUAAUAAAGAUUUAGAAGAAUGUGAAGAAGAUGCUUUCGACAGUGAUUAUUAUGGUAAUUUCGUGUAUGAUGCGUCCCAGGGUGUACAAACAUAUGAAGUGGAAGCCACUUCAGUAAUUGAAGAGUCUGUUAAACCGGGACCUUCAACUGCUCCGUGAAGGGUCAAUAAUGU